AGACAGAAAUCCUGUAAUCAGAAAGUGAAGAAACGCUGAACUGUGUCUAAUGCUUGAUAACUAGCAUAGAACCAUUCUUUGGUUUUGAGUAACUUUUUUUCUUUCACAGGUGCUGGAUUGGAAGCUGACAUCUAAACCACACUUACAUUGAGGUGUGACUAAAGAAGCAGGAGUAAAAAGUGAAUAUGGUCCGUCAAGGAGGCAAAACAACAUGCACAGCCCACUUUCUGAAGAUCAAAGUUGACUGACUCAGACAAGUGACUCAGGGCCUAAAUGUGUCAGAUGAAGCUGCAGACAAUUACAGGAUAUAGACGCCUUCAUAUCUUCUCAUUUUAGAACACACAUCUGUCAAAAAAAGGGAAGUCAGUUGAAACUGUCUUUGCCAACAGCACAUUUGGGGGUAUUUGUCCUCGGUUGUGCUGAGAACUAAGCGAUGGCCAUGGUGAGAGGGGGGUGGGGAGAUCCCAAUGGGGAGACUAAUGGACUUGGUGACAAGGGGUACGUGAGGGGAGAUGAGGACGACAGGUCACCCCAAGGAGGCGGCAGCGACAUGGAGGCCGGGGAGGAUGAUAAAGGUGUGGUGGACUGUGUGGUCUGCGGUGACAAGUCCAGUGGGAAACACUAUGGUGUGUUUACUUGUGAGGGCUGCAAGAGCUUCUUCAAACGGAGUGUCAGACGAAACCUUAACUAUACCUGCAGAUCAAACAGAGACUGCCAGAUUGACCAACAUCACCGCAACCAGUGUCAAUACUGCCGUUUAAAGAAGUGUUUCAGAGUUGGAAUGCGCAAAGAAGCAGUUCAGCGUGGACGCAUCCCACCUUCGCAUUCAAGCCUCAGCCCAUCCACGACUCCAGUGGGCGGCAAUGCCGGCAGCGGCGUGAGCGAGUUCUACAACGGGCAGCCGGUGUCUGAGCUCAUCUCCCAGCUCCUGCGGGCAGAGCCGUACCCUAACAGCCGCUACAGCCAUCAGUACAACCAGCAGAUGCAGGGGGGUGGAGGAUCCAUGGGCAUCGACAGCAUCUGCGAGCUAGCCGCCAGACUCCUGUUUAGCAUCAUCGAAUGGGCCCGAAACAUUCCUUACUUCCCUGAGCUGCCUGUAUCUGAGCAGGUGGCCUUGCUGCGGCUCAGCUGGAGCGAACUGUUUAUUCUUAACGUAGCCCAAUCUGCCCUUCCCCUGCACAUGGCCCCGCUGCUCGCCGCCGCAGGCUUUCACUCCUCUCCCAUGUCUGCUGAGAGGGUGGUGUCGUUCAUGGACCAGGUGCGUGUCUUCCAGGACCAAGUGGAGAAGCUAACCCGCCUGCAAGUGGAUUCAGCAGAGUACAGCUGUCUGAAGGCCAUAGCACUCUUCUCACCAGAUGCGUGUGGGCUGACAGACCCGGCUCAUGUGGAAGGCCUGCAGGAAAAAGCUCAGGUGGCCCUGACCGAGUACGAGCGCAUGCAGUACCCCGGGCAGCCCCAGCGCUUUGGACGCCUCCUACUGCGACUGCCUGCUCUGAGGGCCGUGCCCGCCAACCUUAUCUCUCAGCUCUUCUUCCUGCGCCUCGUGGGCAAAACGCCCAUUGAGACUCUCAUCCGUGACAUGCAGCUGUCUGGCAGCUCCAUCAGUUGGCCGUAUGCUCCCGGACAAUAACCAUUAUCAGAUGUGACCACGAAACCAGUCUGAACUGACUGAACUCUGAACUGCACAACUAGUGAGGAUCUCGGUGUAAUUUCGUUUUUUUUUCCAACCACACAUUCACAUCUGAUAUUCACUGUAUCACCUAAUGCAACAGGGUUAUACUACGGGAAUGGUGAAUUCAGUAGUACAUGGCAGAAGGCUUGAUCUAUGCUCUGUGAAUGCUCUUAUGUGGCCCAGAAGCAUUCUUAAAAAAUAACUUGAGAAAUCUUGGUUAUCUGUUAGCCAAAGAUAAGAUGUAGGUUAUAGUUUCAUAGCGAGUUAUUAAGUGGAAAUUGGUUGAAACCCAAAACAAAAAGCUCUGUCAGUUGGGUGUGAGCAUGAAAGUCACUUUGGACUGUCCCUGGAGGCAGCAGGAAAUCAAGUCCCCCUUAUAUUCUGCUCUGCCCUGUCCUUGUGUACCAGAAAGCCUGAAGGAGGAGGAAGUAAACAUGAUGACAUCCAAAAACCCAAACAAACCAAACCGAAACAGUCAGAAUUGGGACUUAGGCAUUUGUUUUGCCAAUGAUAACUACUUGGUUUUUAUUUUUAGCUCUUUUUUUCCCUAUCAAUGCUAAUGUAUUUCUAUGAGGAGAGAUUGAAAUUUGCAAAAGCUAAUGCGAGAGAUUGGAUCAUGUUUUGUGAAAUAACCAAU
Molecule: messenger RNA, 2309 nt
Organism: Sinocyclocheilus rhinocerous
Lineage: Eukaryota; Metazoa; Chordata; Actinopteri; Cypriniformes; Cyprinidae
Product: nuclear receptor subfamily 2 group F member 6-like
Exons: 4
Coding region: 434-1630 (398 amino acids)
Biological process (GO): regulation of DNA-templated transcription
Molecular function (GO): DNA-binding transcription factor activity; zinc ion binding; sequence-specific DNA binding
Source: RefSeq, a predicted model, not a curated record